This is a messenger RNA of Penicillium brevicompactum, 1176 nucleotides long. RefSeq lists its product as uncharacterized. Lineage: Eukaryota; Fungi; Ascomycota; Eurotiomycetes; Eurotiales; Aspergillaceae. The coding region runs from base 1 to 1176 and encodes 391 amino acids. The transcript has 5 exons. Gene Ontology annotation, biological process: protein dephosphorylation. Gene Ontology annotation, molecular function: protein phosphatase regulator activity. The record is from RefSeq and is a predicted model, not a curated record. Gene Ontology annotation, cellular component: protein phosphatase 4 complex; cytoplasm; nucleus.
AUGUCUCUGGAUGAGGAAGCUCUCCAAACAGCCGCCAAUGGCGGCUCGAUCGAGUUGGAGAGAUGGAGUGGCAUGGCUACAGCGAUGACCGAGCGAUUAGAACACAUCGUGUACAAUGUGUUCCCCAUGCCCCAAGUGCGCCCCGAACCGCUGGGGCUUCAAUCCUUCUUCAACGCUUCUCAAGAGAACAACACUGCCCCCGAUAGCAGUAACAAAGAAAACGAUGCGCCUGCACAUCCCGGGACCGCAUCCCAAGCAGUGGAACCUGGCUCUCCAACAGCCGAGCGCGUGCCAGACUCGCAGCCCCAAGCAUCUAGCCAGAGCACAGAUACCCUCCCGCCCCCGCUAGCUCUACUUUUGAACGCGAUUCGCUCAUCUAUCCAUUCCUUCUUCACGGACAAACCUCCGCACACCAUACAGAGACUCGCGGAGCUGAUUCUUUACCCCACAAAGCACUACAAGACAUUACCGGCAUACCUACGUGCCGUGGACCGGGUCACAUCUGUCACAAGUUCUGCAGACAUCUUCCCCUUCCAGACUCCAGCUUCCGAGAAUGCCCAGACCAACGGUAUCGCGCACCCUGGGAAGAGCAGUGUCUACAUGGCUCCAGACUACUUACAAGGCCUUGGAAGCGAUGAGUCUUUGGGUGGGGCACUACUCACCCCAAUCCCAUGGUUAUCGAAUGCUUCAUUUGACGGCGACGAUGAGGAAUUAAACGGAGAUGCAAACGUACUAAGCGAAACCACUGAAGAACCUCUGCCCAUCAAGUCGGAAGAAUCUACAGAUUCAGUGGCUGCUCCACUACCCGAGACUGAAGAUGGAGCUACUACUGCUUCACCAGAGCCAUCCGAUGAGGUGCCUCAUGCGCGAGGCCCCAUCGUCCUCGGGGUCGAAGACAUGGGUCUGCAAGACGGGAAGGGUGUAGAGAUGAGCCUUGGUACCGACAGCACUGAUGAUGUCCCUGCCGCAGUGGCAGCAACGCCGACAUCGGAGGAAGUGACCAAGAUUGACUCGAGCUUGGACAAAGAUGGUGACGGUGACAUUGUCCUCGAAGACACCAAAGCUAAGGAGGAACCCAAGGACGAAGACGCAGCUACAAACCCCACAGAAGAGGACUCCAAGUCCGAAUCAGUGGGUCAAUCAUCUCAAGCGCCGGACGCGAAGAAGGAAACAUGA